Messenger RNA from Brassica napus (rape), 3446 nucleotides. Its product is annotated as putative pentatricopeptide repeat-containing protein At2g01510. Gene Ontology annotation, biological process: RNA modification. The transcript has a single exon. The coding region runs from base 1008 to 3446 and encodes 812 amino acids. NCBI's taxonomy places the organism in Eukaryota, Viridiplantae, Streptophyta, Magnoliopsida, Brassicales, Brassicaceae. Gene Ontology annotation, molecular function: protein binding; zinc ion binding; RNA binding. The record is from RefSeq and is a predicted model, not a curated record.
UUUUUUUUUUUGAUAAUCCAGGUAUCCGUACUUCUCACUUAGUCCGAUUAUCCCACCGCGUCCAACCGGAACUGGCGAAGAAGAUCCUGGAGACCAAACGGAAACCAUGUUAAAUCCGCUGUGACCGGGACUCGAACUCGUGAUGGCGGGCACCUCAGCCGAGGUUCCUUUACCACUAGACCACUAGGCCCGGUUAACGUGGCAUGUUUUACUAGAUGAUCUUAUAUAUUGAGUACCUUGUAUAUACUAAUAUAGGAGAAGUGUAGUUAUUAUUCUUUGAUACCUCAAGGAUGUCCACUGUGUUGGAGCCGGAUUUUACCCCGGUCCAGACCUGGUUUGAGAUCUGAAUACUGAAAAGUCCAAAAUCCAGCACUAUCAAGAUCCAAGAAUGAAACAUAGGUUCGCGAAGAUCAAAAUCCACCCCGAGCUCAAGGAGUCUAACCCACUCGGCAAGUCAACACAUAACGUAAAUGAAUCAAAUAAAUUAAAGAGUAUUAUAAAAGUACUUCUCAUAUAGCUAAACUAUACUCUGUUGAUAUUUAUACUCCAUUAUUGUCAAGCACCCUAUGUACUGUUAUCAAAUCAUCAAUAAACCAUAUAUUUUCCAUGAUUGAUUUUAAUCUAGUAGAGAAGAGCCUAAAGAGACACCCAAAAAUCAAAAUAACGACAAAAAAUGUGAUAAAAAAAUCCAUGUAGAAUCUUUAGCUUCGUCCAAAUGUUAGGAAAUGUUAAUGAAAAUUCUCGCCGUUGCCUGUGAUCGAACCCGAGUCACCCACGUGACAGGCGGGAAUAAACAGAGUUUUUGUUUUUAAAAGUUAGACCGGGCUAAACCAAUCUUAUUACAUAUAAAUUUGAGAUGACAAUUCGAAUUCGUUUCAAACACACAACAGAGAAGCUUCAAACACAAAGCUUCUUCCGUCGUUAAACUUCAUCAAUCUGAAUCCUAAGCUCUCGUCAUCAAAACCAACACCUUUGAUUCUUACAAUUCCCUCACAUUCGUUUGUGUUAUGAAACUUCAUCGCGUCUGCUCAAAAAGAACACUUGCUGCCUCUUUACAACACCUCCGCUUCCUCCAAACACCUCGUAUCGAUGCUCGCAUCAUCAAAACCGGUUUCAACACAGACACUUGCCGUUCCAAUUUCAUCCUCGAGGACUUUCUCCGUGGAGGUCAAGUUUCCUCUGCACGCAAGGUGUACGACGAAAUGCCUCACAAGAACACCGUCUCCACAAACACCAUGAUCUCCGGCUACGUCAAGUCCGGUGACGUUUCCUCCGCUAGAGAUCUCUUUGACGCCAUGGUGGAUCGAACCGUGGUCACUUGGACUAUCUUGAUGGGGCUGUACGCUAGGAACAACCGGUUCGACGAAGCCUUCGAGCUUUUCAGACAGAUGUGCAGGUCUUGUACCUUGCCUGAUCAUGUCACCUUUACUACUCUUUUACCAGGGUGUGAUGACGCGGUUGCGGUGGCGCAAGUUCAUGCCUUUGCCGUCAAGUUAGGGUUUGAUAGGAACCCUUUUCUCACUGUUUGCAAUGUCUUUGUUAAGUCUUAUUGCGAGAUAGGGAGGCGUGAUUUGGCACGUGUGGUGUUUGAGCAGAUUAGAGAUAAGGACUCUGUCACGUUCAACACGCUUAUUACAGGGUACGAGAAGGAUGGUUUGUACGUUGAGGCGGUUCGUCUCUUUGUCGAAAUGCAGCAGUUGGGUCACAAGCCUUCGGAUUUCACGUUUUCUGGUGUUCUCAAGGCCGUUGUUGGGCUUCAUGAUUAUGUUCUUGGUCAGCAACUCCAUGGUUUAGCGGUUUCUACUGGAUUCUCCAGGGAUGUGGCUGUUGGGAAUCAGAUUCUUGAUUUCUACUCGAAGCAUGAUUGUGUUGUAGAGACUAGGAAGCUUUUCAACGAGAUGCCUGAGUUGGAUUUUGUUUCUUACAAUGUGGUCAUCUCAGGGUAUUCACAGGCUGAGCAAUACGAGGAAUCCUUGGGACUGUUCAGAGAGAUGCAGUCCAUGGGGUUUGAUCGGAGAAACUACCCUUUCGCGACGGUGCUGAGUAUUGCAGCUAACUUGUCUUUGUUGCAGAUGGGUCGACAAGUGCACUGCCAGGCCAUCGUUGUGACUGCUGAUUCAAUCCCUCAUGUCGGAAACUCUUUAGUGGAUAUGUACGCGAAGUGUGAGAUGUUUGAGGAAGCUGAGUUGAUAUUCGAGAGUCUAUCACAACAGAGCACUGUUUCAUGGACUGCGUUGAUCUCAGGUUAUGUUCAGAAAGGGCUUCAUGGAGAUGGUCUUAAACUGUUCACCAAGAUGCGAGGAGCGAACCUACGAGCAGACCAGUCCACUUUCGCUACUGUACUGAGAGCUUCGGCUGGUUUCGCUUCUUUGUCGCUGGGGAGACAACUCCACGGGUUCAUAAUAAGGUCAGGGAACUCAGAGAACGUCUUCUCCGGUUCUGGACUUGUUGAUAUGUACGCCAAGUGUGGUUCUAUCAAAGACGCGGUACAAGUGUUCCAAGAGAUGCCUGACAGGAAUGGAGUUUCUUGGAAUGCUUUGAUCUCAGCUUACGCUGACAACGGAGACGGAGAAGCAGCGAUUGAUGCGUUUGAGAGAAUGAUUCACUCAGGUCUCCAGCCAGAUUCAGUCAGCGUCUUGAGCGUCUUGACUGCAUGUAGUCACUCUGGAUUCGUUGAACAAGGAACCGAAUAUUUCGAAGCAAUGUCUCGGAUCUACGGGAUCACUCCAGGAAGGAAACACUACGCCUGCAUGCUGGAUCUGCUGUGCAGGAACGGGAGAUUUGAAGAAGCAGAGAAGCUGAUGGAGGAAAUGCCCUUUGAGCCAGAUGAGAUAAUGUGGUCAUCAGUGCUGAACGCAUGCCGGAUUCACAAGAACCAAAGCCUUGCUGAGAGAGCAGCAGAGAAGCUCUUUAGCAUGGAGAAGCUCAGAGACGCUGCUGCUUACGUAAGCAUGUCAAAUAUCUAUGCAACAGCAGGGGAAUGGGAAAACGUUAGUCUUGUCAAGAAAGCGAUGCGUGAACGCGGCAUCAAGAAAGUUACUGCGUCUAGCUGGGUUGAAGUGAGCCACAAGAUUCACGACUUCUCAUCGAAUGACCAGAGACACCCGAGGGGAGAUGAGAUUGUGAGAAAGGUCAAUGAACUGACAGCCGAGAUUGAAAGACUAGGGUACAAGCCUGACACGAGUUGUGUAGGACAAGACGUAGAUGAGCAGAUGAAGAUCGAGUCGCUUAAGUUCCACAGUGAGCGUUUAGCGGUUGCGUUUGCUCUUAUCAGCACACCAGAAGGGUCUCCGAUCCUUGUGAUGAAGAACUUGAGAGCAUGCAGGGAUUGCCACGCUGCGAUAAAACUGAUAUCGAAGGUUGUAAAGAGGGAGAUAACUAUAAGGGACUCAAGAAGAUUCCAUCACUUUAGAGAUGGGCUCUGUUCUUGUGGGGAUUACUGGUGA